UCAUAGAUAGAACCACAAAUACAUAAUCAUAAGCAUCUCCUAAAAUUAUACAAAUUUUCAUUACCACAACCAUGGCUAAAAUUAUUAUUCCAAUAAUCUUAUGCUUUGUUGGGAUAGUUUCAGCUCAAUUGUCCACUGAUUUUUACUCAACAACGUGUUCUGAUGUGCUUUCAACCAUUAAAAGAGAAAUAGAUUCUGCUGUUGGUAAUGAGGCUCGUAUGGGGGCAUCAAUACUUCGUCUUCAUUUCCAUGAUUGUUUUGUUCAAGGAUGUGAUGCAUCAGUACUGUUAGACGAUACAUCAAGUUUCACUGGUGAAAAAACAGCAGGUGCAAAUGCUAAUUCCUUAAGAGGUUUUGAUGUAAUUGACACUAUAAAAACUGAACUGGAGAGUUUGUGCCCUAAUACUGUGUCAUGCGCUGAUAUCCUUUCUGUAGCUGCAAGGGACUCUGUCGUCGCACUGGGUGGACCUAGUUGGACAGUGCAAUUGGGCAGAAGGGAUUCAAUCACAGCAAGUUUAAGUUUAGCAAACUCAGAUUUACCUGGUCCUGGUUCUGAUCUAAGUGGUCUUAUAACUUCUUUUGAUAACAAAGGUUUCACACCCAAAGAAAUGGUUGCUUUAUCAGGAUCUCACACAAUUGGUCAAGCAAGUUGUAGAUUCUUCAGAACCAGGAUUUACAACGAUGACAACAUAGAUUCAUCAUUUGCAACAUCAUUACAAGCAAAUUGUCCUACCACAGGUGGUGAUGACAAUUUGUCACCACUUGACACCACUACUCCAAACACAUUUGACAAUUCUUAUUUCCAGAACUUGCAAAGCCAAAAGGGUCUCUUUUCUUCUGAUCAAGCACUUUUCAAUGGAGGAUCCACAGACUCUGAUGUUGAUGAAUAUAGUAGUGACUCUUCAAGUUUUGCAACUGAUUUUGCUAAUGCAAUGGUCAAAAUGGGGAAUCUUAAUCCAAUUACUGGGUCUAAUGGUCAGAUUAGGACCAACUGCAGGGUAAUCAAUUGAGUUUUGGGGCCUAUUGGGAACAUAUAAUGCAAGUUGAUUAUGGGUAUUUUUCAUUUUUAAGGUGUGCAAUUGUGUAAUAUUAUUGUGGCAAAGUCAAAGUUUCCAUAAAUGUAAGGUGUGUUUGAAUUUUAAAUGGAUUUAUGUCAAUGUUUGCAACUGUUUAAUUA
Messenger RNA from Medicago truncatula (barrel medic), 1177 nucleotides. RefSeq names its product cationic peroxidase 1. The record is from RefSeq and is a predicted model, not a curated record. Gene Ontology annotation, biological process: hydrogen peroxide catabolic process; response to oxidative stress. Bases 72 to 1010 code for a protein of 312 amino acids. NCBI's taxonomy places the organism in Eukaryota, Viridiplantae, Streptophyta, Magnoliopsida, Fabales, Fabaceae. The transcript is spliced from 4 exons. Gene Ontology annotation, molecular function: peroxidase activity; heme binding.